This is a messenger RNA of Austrofundulus limnaeus, 2502 nucleotides long. RefSeq names its product basic helix-loop-helix ARNT like 1a (gene bmal1a). NCBI's taxonomy places the organism in Eukaryota, Metazoa, Chordata, Actinopteri, Cyprinodontiformes, Rivulidae. Gene Ontology annotation, cellular component: nucleus; transcription regulator complex; cytoplasm. Gene Ontology annotation, molecular function: protein dimerization activity; DNA-binding transcription factor activity. The record is from RefSeq and is a predicted model, not a curated record. Gene Ontology annotation, biological process: regulation of DNA-templated transcription.
AACUAGGUUAGUGGUCCGACAGUCCUGACGGUGGCGAGAAACUGGGUCACCGAUUGAAAACCGUUUAUGUCACAGCUCUGUGUGUUGCUCUUACAUAUGACCAGCGGCUUUCAAUGGGCAGACGGAUUCUAUAGCGUAUUUCUAAGUGGGCGGGUCACACCAGCUGCAUAAAGAUCACAUCAAACUGUGGCAGGCCACAUGAAAGUGGACGAAACUAGGUCAGGCUGAAUCAAACCAGACUCGGACCAGGACUGAGCUGACCAGACUGAUUCAGACGAAACCAGGCACGUCCAAGGGUCCUGUUCCAGUUUCUUAUCCAGGUGAGGGCUCCAGAGUGGAUGGAAGGAGAUGAUUUUAACACACAGGCUGUGAUGAACAUCUGUGAUGACCUGAUGGCAGACCAACGGAUGGACAUCUCGUCUACAAUGACUGAGUUCAUGCCCCCCAGAUCCACUGACCUCAUCUCCAGCUCUAUCGGCACCCCUGGCAUGGACUACACCCGCAAACGGAAGGGCAGCAGCACCGACUACCAAAUUGAUGGCUUCUCGUUCGAUGACCAACAAGGCAGAAAAAAUGCCAGAGAGGCUCACAGCCAGAUCGAGAAGCGUCGCAGGGACAAGAUGAACAGUUUCAUCGAUGAGCUGGCGUCGCUGGUGCCCACCUGUAACGCCAUGUCCCGGAAGCUGGAUAAGCUGACGGUCCUGCGAAUGGCGGUCCAGCACAUGAAGACGCUCAGAGGUGCAGCAAACCCGUACACCGAGGCCAACUACAAGCCUUCCUUCCUCUCAGAUGAUGAACUGAAGCAUUUGAUAUUAAGGGCUGCUGAUGGUUUCCUGUUUGUGGUUGGGUGCGACCGUGGAAAAAUUCUUUUUGUUUCAGAAUCUGUUUACAAGAUUCUCAACUACAGCCAGCUGGUCUUCCUGUGAAGACGGACAUCACUCCCGGUCCAUCUCGGCUCUGCUCUGGCGCCAGACGGUCGUUUUUCUGCAGAAUGAAGUGCAACAGACCCUCUGUUAAAGUAGAAGAUAAAGAUUUCCCCUCUACCUGUUCUAAGAAAAAAGCAGACAGGAAGAGCUUCUGCACCAUACACAGCACAGGUUACCUAAAGAGCUGGCCGCCCACCAAGAUGGGUCUCGACGAAGACAACGAGCCGGACAACGAGGGCUGCAACCUGAGCUGUCUGGUGGCCAUCGGCCGCCUGCACUCCCACAUCGUCCCCCAGCCCAGCCUGGCAGACAUCAGGGUGAAGCCCACUGAGUACGUCUCCCGGCACGCCAUCGACGGCAAGUUUGUCUUCGUCGACCAGAGAGCUACAGCUAUCCUAGCGUACCUGCCCCAGGAGCUGCUGGGAACUUCCUUCUACGAGUAUUUCCACCAGGACGACAUCAGCCACCUGGCAGAGUGUCACAGACAAGUUCUGCAGAUGAGAGAAAAGAUCAACACCAACUGUUACAAAUUCAAAAUCAAAGACGGUUCUUUCAUUACGUUGAGGAGCAGAUGGUUCAGCUUUAUGAACCCUUGGACCAAGGAGGUGGAGUACAUCGUCUCUACUAACACUGUGGUGUCGUGUCCCAUCAUGGAAGGAUCAGAUUACCCUCAGUCGGCCAUGUCUCCACAGAGCAUGGACAGUGUUCUGACCUCRGAGGGUGGGGGGAGGCGGGCGCUGCAGACCGUGCCUGGCAUUCCCGGUGGCACCAGAGCAGGAGCCGGGAAGAUCGGACGCAUGAUAGCAGAGGAAGUGAUGGAGAUCCAGAGGAUUCGAGGCUCCUCCCCCUCCAGCUGUGGCUCAAGCCCUCUGAAUAUUACCAGCACCCCUCCACCUGACACCUGCUCUCCAGGGGCCAAGAAAAUCCAGAACGGGGGGACACCUGAGCUGCCGAGCACGGGGCUCAUGACCGGACCGGACUCUGUAGGCUACCCUUACUCCAACCAGUCCAUCAUGAGCGACAACUCCCACCUGAGCAUAGACAUCAUCGACGAGCCCGGCUCCAGCAGCCCCAGCAACGACGAGGCGGCCAUGGCGGUCAUCAUGUCCCUGCUGGAGGCGGACGCCGGCCUGGGCGGCCCCGUCGACUUCAGCGACCUGCCCUGGCCUUUGUGAGGAAGCUGGGAGGGGAGAUCCAGAGCCACUGGUGGGGGUGGGGGGGCUCUCGUGUUUCCUGCGGGUUCUCCACAACGACUCUGCAGAAACGCCUCAACAAGCGAGUGUUUUAGCUGUAAAUACUGGAGGUUUUUACAACCAGAGAUGUUUCCACGUCGGACCCAGAUGACGGUUUAGAUUUCACUCCUAGUUUUGGAUUCAUCAUUCCUCGUAGGCGGGCCUGAGCGGGACUUUCAGAGUUCUUUUUACAGCGUUGGCUGCCUGCAGAUCAGCUCUCUGCCACGGGGCCGUGCAGAGGGAGACGACCAGAAACUGGAAACCAAACGUCACAGGACUGUGGUGCUAACGAGUCGUUGGUCCUCCUGUAGCUGGUUCUGUCCAGCAGCGGCUCUGGACCCAGA